This is a messenger RNA of Apis florea (little honeybee), 1585 nucleotides long. It is a transcript of the gene ohgt, whose product is annotated as E3 ubiquitin ligase component cereblon. The record is from RefSeq and is a predicted model, not a curated record. NCBI's taxonomy places the organism in Eukaryota, Metazoa, Arthropoda, Insecta, Hymenoptera, Apidae.
AACUUAAGUAAGGUUUAAAUAAAGGUCAAUUCAUGAAAACCGUAAAGUGCAUUCUACGUAAAUACGUAAAUUAUAGAUAGAGAAUAGAGGGCUUAUCGUAUUUGACAUUUGUGGGAGGAAAAGUACUGAUUGUUUACAAUUUUCUAAAAACUCAGCAGUCCGGAGAAAUACGUAAAUGAUAAUGGAUGCCAACAUAGAUGAUGACGGAACACAUAGCGAAAUAGAAAAUCCAGAAAACAGAAACAGUAAUGACGAGGAUUAUUCAGAAGAAAAUACAGAUGAAACAUCUAUAUCUACUGAAAGUACUUUUGAUUUGACUCUACCAACAACACAUUCUUAUUUAGGACAUAAUUUGGAAGAACUUAGAGGAAGGACAAUAUUAGAUGAUGGACUUUACGUAAACUUACCAUUGUUAGUAAAGCAGUCUGUUAUGUUAUUUCCUGGACAAACAUUACCAAUGACAGUAUUUGAUGCACAAACCAUUGAUAUGAUAAGGACAUGCAUUGAAAAUGAUCGGACAUUAGGUGUUGUCUGUUUGGGAUAUGAUAAAAUGGUACCAAUAGGUACAACUGCAGAAAUUUAUGAAUGCAUGUAUGAUCCUGAUCAAGGUUUUCGUUUAAAAGCUAAAGGUAGACAAAGAUUUAAGAUUUUGCGAGUUAUAAUUCAGGGAUAUGAUAAAAUAUCAGCUCAUGUACAAGUUUUACCAGAAAUAACUCUUGGACCACCAUUUUUGGAUGAACGUUUAGCAUCAUUAGAUCAUUUACGAAUACAACCGAAAAGUGAGGAAGAUUUUAAAAAACAAGAAAGAGUAGAAAAUUUAGAUGCUAUAGUAACUCCUUGGCCUGCUUGGGUAUAUCGGCAAUAUGAUCCCUUAAGACUUUCGUUAAAAAUACGACAACGUUUGCAGUUUAUUGAGAGUAAAGGAAGUAAUAUACCAGAAGAUCCUGCAGAUUUAUCAUUCUGGGUUGCCCAAAAUUUGUUAUUAGAUGACAAUGAAAGAAUCGUUUUAUUAAAUUACGAUUGUGCAAUUUCAAGGCUACAAAGAGAAAUUAAAUAUUUAGUAGAAGACAAAAUAUUUGUUUGUUCUAAUUGCGAUUCUUACAUUGGAAGGCAAUCACAUAUGUUUCCAAUGAGUAAAGAAGGUCCACAGGGUACUUACUGUAAUCCUUCUGGAAUUAUACAUGAAACUGUAACUUUAUAUCAUGCACAAGGCCUUACGCUGAGUGAUAAUCCAUCAAUAAAUUAUACAUGGUUCCCAGGAUAUGCUUGGACUGUCGCAACGUGUAAAGAUUGUGAUAAUCAUAUGGGAUGGAAGUUUACAGCAGUUCAGAAUAAUUUAAAACCUAAAGCAUUUUGGGGUUUAUUACGUAAAAGUUUGAAAAGCAAAGAGAAGUGAGCAAACCAAAAUUUAAAUAUAUUAUGCCGAAAAAUUCGGUGAUUAGUUUGGAAAACCCAGUGCAUAUUUCCCAUAUAGUUUUUUAGUAUUAUAUGACUAUGUGCAAUUGUUUGUACUGCUUAGUUUUUGUGAGCUAUCAAUAACAAUAAUGUUAAUUUUUCUAAUUAAAAAAAAGACUACAAAACAUAC